This is a messenger RNA of Rotaria sp. Silwood2, 693 nucleotides long. Lineage: Eukaryota; Metazoa; Rotifera; Eurotatoria; Philodinida; Philodinidae. The record is from the annotation of a GenBank genome assembly.
AUGAAUGGAAUACCAGAACAUACAGAACAUGGUCUAUUUGCCGAUGACACUGCUCUAUGGACAUCAUCAAACACAACAACAAGCCUUAGUUUUAGGCUACAACAGUCCAUAGAUGCAUUCCAAAGCUGGUGCAACUCAUGGAAACUUAAACUACAACCCAGUAAAACUGAACUCGUUCAUUUUACUAUACAUCCACGGAGAAAGUUUAAGAAUCCAAUAUCAGUCAAAAUAGAUGAUACAAUCGUUAAAACAUCCAAUUCAACAAGAUAUUUAGGUGUUAUCAUCGAUAAAACGUUGAAUUGGAGAAGUCAUCUACAUCACAUCGAAUCGAAGAUUGCUGGUCGUAUCAGUCUGCUUCGUUUUUUAAAUAGAGCAGCUUAUGAACCAAAUGAUAAAAUCAUGUUAAACAUCUUCAAAUCAAUAGCAAGAUCGAUUAUCAUCUAUGGUUAUCCAAUACUGCUUACAGCCAACGACAAAAUAUGGGAAAGACUACAAAUUAUGCAAAACAAAGCUAUACGUGCUGCUUUAGGAUUACCAAUAUACACAUCAGUGGAUUACAUACAUCGUACUACCAACAUACCCAAAAUUAAAGAAUAUGCUGUUACAUUACUCCAACGUUAUAUCCAAACAGCAACAUCCAACAAAGACGUCCUAUUACAAAACAACUUACAAGACAUAUUCAACAAACUUUAA